This is a messenger RNA of Penicillium argentinense, 786 nucleotides long. RefSeq names its product SDR family NAD(P)-dependent oxidoreductase. The transcript has 2 exons. Lineage: Eukaryota; Fungi; Ascomycota; Eurotiomycetes; Eurotiales; Aspergillaceae. Bases 1 to 786 code for a protein of 261 amino acids. The record is from RefSeq and is a predicted model, not a curated record. Gene Ontology annotation, molecular function: oxidoreductase activity, acting on the CH-OH group of donors, NAD or NADP as acceptor.
AUGACUGAACAAGUACUGUCUGGCAAGACCUGCCUCAUCACCGGCGGUGGCGGUGGCCUCGGAAAAGCGAUCGCGACCAAGUUCCUGGAGGCCGGCGCGAAUGUGGUUAUCUGUGACAUCAACGACGAGCGUCUGCAGCAGACCUCUGCAGAGCUGUCGCCCAAGGGUCCGCUGAAGGCUAUCAAGGCCGAUAUCACCAAUAAGACCGAAGUGGAAGCUCUUUUCAAUGAGCUGCUUAGGGCCUUCGGCAAGAUCGAUGUACUGAUCAACAAUGCCGCUAUCAUGGACCAUUUCGAUCCGGUCGGCGACCUGGAAAUCGACCUCUGGGAUCGGGUCAUGGCUCUCAACCUCACUGCGCCAUUUGUCAUGAGCAAAUUGGCUAUUAGCAAUAUGUUGGAGCAAGAAAGUCCAAAUGGCCGCAUUAUCAAUAUUACAUCCGUCGCUGGUCGGGCUGGAUGGGCUGGUGGUGCUGCUUACACUGCCAGCAAGCAUGGCCUGGUCGGCCUGACUAAGAACACCGCCGCAUUCUACGGCAGCAAGGGCAUCCGCUGCAAUGCUCUCAUGAUGGGCGGCAUGCAGACCAACAUCUCCGACGUCUUCAAGACAGGCUUGAACAUGGAUGGCUUCCAACGGUUCAACUCAGUAUACGAGGCUAUCAACGCCCCCCUCUGUGAUCUGGACGAAGUCGCUGGAUUUGUCACCAACUUGACAUACGGCAAGGGUGCCAGUAUUAUCAACGGUUCCUGCAUUUCUGUCGAUAAUGGCUGGAGCUGUGUGAUGGGAUAG